GCAAAGUACUUCUUAUCUCUUUAUCAGCCACAAAGUACGACAUCGGAACGAUUUGUCGUUAAACAGCCUCAAAUCAGCGAUAGAGUUCGAGCUGGCUAUUUGGGAUGGAUUUGUGGCACUUGCGAUAAGGAAGCUGCUUAAGCGCGUUUUGAAAGACUCACCUCUGAUGCUGUUUAACUACUGCAAAAGGCAAAUUCGAGCUGCGAUCUUUCGCUUAAUUAGCUGCUUAAGCAAAUGUGGCUAUUUGGGGGAAUUCCUCCCCCGUGUAAUAAGCCCAUCUUAGCAAUUCGGCAAUAGAAAUCUACUCCGGAAUCAAUCCCGAACACGGUAGUUCCGAUUCCGAGAUCCCCACCACUCCGAUCCGAUCGGCAUUUCAAAACAAACGCGAACAAAACUGACAAACGUAUAAAAAAAGCCGGCAGGCUCCGCUUUUCGCGCCCUAAUCGCGUGAGACGCUAAACAGUGAAGCAUAUUUCGUUUUUUGUAUUUCGUACAUUCCAAACAAGAUCACACAUAGCACGCUCGCAAUGACCACAGGCGACAAGGGCAACCCGGACAAGCAUCGUAACGUGGAGCUGAAGGCAAGGCUGGGCGGCGAGGAGGGCUACGAGCGUCGUGUCGCGAUCGCGAAGCAGCUGACCGGCACGGACGGCACGGUGAUCACGCAGAGGGAUGUCUUUUUCCACGCCACUACCGGCCGGCUGAAGCUGCGCUACCUGGAGGACAAACCGUCCGAGCUCAUCAGCUACGACCGGUCGGACGUGGCCGGCCCGAAGCUGUCGCUCUACUCCAAAAUGGACGUCGCCGAGCCAGCCCUGCUGGAGCAGAUCCUCGCCGAGACGGUCGGCGUGCGAGGGCGGCUAAACAAGCGGCGCCUCCUCUUCCUGCACGGCCAAACGCGCAUCCAUCUGGACGUGGUGGAAUCGUUGGGCCACUUCAUGGAGUUCGAGGUCGUGCUGGAGCCGGAGCAAACGCUCGCCCAGGGCCAGUCGAUAGUGGACGAAAUGAAGCGCCUGUUCGAGCUUUCGGAUGCGGAUCUAAUGACCGGUGCAUACAUUGACGAGCUGCUGAAAUAAAUGCUGGCUCGCUGGCUUCGCUGCUCCCUCCCA
Molecule: messenger RNA, 1109 nt
Organism: Anopheles arabiensis
Lineage: Eukaryota; Metazoa; Arthropoda; Insecta; Diptera; Culicidae
Exons: 2
Coding region: 528-1076 (182 amino acids)
Source: RefSeq, a predicted model, not a curated record